AAGAGAUGAGUCAUGUCGACGAGAUAUUAUUAUAUCAGCAUCAAGAGGAAGUCAGUCAACGAGGCAUUAUCAUGCACAUCUUGAACAACGAGAGGUCGAUGGGCGUCUUUACCGGUUCAAGAUCAGGUAUCGAUCUUCGGAAGAGAGAGGCAAAUCUAAGCGAGGCGCGUAGCACCAGCAAGUUCUUGCAUCAUGUCGGCAGACUCCGUGUUGUCGGCCUUCAUGCAGGUGGUGCUCGAGAGGGCGUUCAUCGCCGCUCGCCAGGAGCUGGGAUUGAUCCUCGGAGUCAGCAAGGAGCUGAACAAGCUCUCCCGCACGCUCGACACCAUCCACGCCGUGCUGGAGGACGCUGAGGAGAAGCAAAUCAGGAACGCUGCCGUGCGUGAUUGGCUUCGGCACCUCAAAGACAUUGCCUACGAAGCCGAUGACUUGCUGGAUGCGUUCAACUUCCGAGCCCUGCGGCGUAAGGUGGAGGGUGGAGAACGAACCUGGCAGGUGUUCCGUGUCUUCUCUUCUUGUUUCGGCUUGAGACAUGCCCUGCUCCGCAGCAGGAUGGCGCAUCAGAUCAUGGAGAUCAGGAAGAAACUCGAUGAGAUGGCGAAAGAGCGAGACAACCUUCAACUCCGAGAGCUGACCGACGGUACCAGCAGAACCGAAAGUCUUCGUCGGCCGCCGACGAGCUCACUGGUGGAUGAGUCGAACGUGCUCGGCAGAGAGGAAGACCGGGAUGAGAUUGUAAGAUUCUUGGUGUCUCAAGAGUCUUCCUCGAGGAACUUGCCGGUCCUUCCCAUCGUCGGCUUCGGGGGUCUCGGGAAGACGACGCUGGCUCAAGUCUACAACGACGCAAGGGUGACCAAUCAUUUCGAUCUCAAGAUGUGGGUGUUUGUCUCCUGCAACUACAAUGCCGUCAGGCUCACCAAGUCGAUGGUAGAAGCUGCAACCAAGAAGAAAUCCGAUCUCACCGACCUAAACAUGCUGCAGGAGACUCUGGUGGAGGAAUUGAGAGGAAAGAGGUUCUUGCUCAUACUCGACGACGUCUGGAAUGAGGUCCGUGCUAACUGGGACAGAACACGCCUUCCCCUGAACGCCGGUAGGAGCCGGAGCAAAGUGGUGAUCACGACACGGAUCAAACGGGUUGCACAAAUCAUGGGCACAGUGCCUCCCUACCAUUUGAAGAGGCUAUCGAAGGAUGCCAGUUGGACCCUCUUUAGGAGGUCCGCAUUUGCCGGAGGAGAAUUCGCCGGGAACCACAAACUGCAAGCCAUUGGGAAGGAGAUCGUAUCGAAGCUGGACGGCAUACCAUUGGCGGCCAAAACCAUAGGAAGCAUGUUGUUCGCGAGACGAGAUGAGGUCGACUGGCGGAAGAUCUUGAAAAGUGAGUUCUGGGAGUUGCCGGCGAAUGAGAACGACAUCUUGCCACCUCUCAAGUUGAGCUAUCAGACGCUCCCCUCGCAUCUGAAACAAUGCUUCUCCUACUGCUCCAUAUUUCAGAAAGGUUACGAGUUCGACAAAGAUAAGCUGGUCAAAAUCUGGAUGGGGCAAGGAUUCCUGCAACACCAGGGUACGAAGCAGAUGGAAGACACAGGAGCUGAGUACUUCGACGAUGCAUACCUUGAGACAGAGAGAGUGUUUCUGGGGUUACCCAAAGGGAUAACCAAUCUGAUAAACCUACGGCAUCUGGAAGAAGACAGCAGACUGAUCUCGAGUGUGGCUGGGAUUGGGAAACUGACCUGCCUCCAGGAACUGCCUAUAUUCAAGAUUCAUCAGCAGAUCGGACAUAGGAUAUCGGAGCUGAAAGAUAUGACGGAGAUCCGAGGAAGUCUCUGCGUUUUGAAUCUGGAGAAUGUGGCCGAUGCCGAAGAAGCAAGACAGGCCAGAUUGAGCUACAAACAACAUCUGCAGAAGCUGCAACUAGAAUGGAACGCUCACAGUGCGGGCAGCUUUAGAGAUGAGGACAUACUCGAAUGCCUGCAACCACAUGAGAGCCUCAAAGAGCUUCAUAUAGAAGGCUACAAUGGCAGCAGGUUCCUCAGCUGGCCUCCUCCCACCUCUGGGACGGCUGCGCUUCCUUACUCACCUAGAAAUGCAAGGACUGGAUGGGAUCAAGCAUCUUGGUCCGGAGUUCUGCGGCCAUGGUAG
Musa acuminata AAA Group (dessert banana) is the source of this 2139-nucleotide messenger RNA. RefSeq names its product putative disease resistance protein RGA3. The record is from RefSeq and is a predicted model, not a curated record. Gene Ontology annotation, biological process: defense response to other organism. Lineage: Eukaryota; Viridiplantae; Streptophyta; Magnoliopsida; Zingiberales; Musaceae. Gene Ontology annotation, molecular function: ADP binding.